Trichomycterus rosablanca is the source of this 2748-nucleotide messenger RNA. It is a transcript of the gene leng1, whose product is annotated as leukocyte receptor cluster (LRC) member 1. Lineage: Eukaryota; Metazoa; Chordata; Actinopteri; Siluriformes; Trichomycteridae. The coding region runs from base 354 to 1175 and encodes 273 amino acids. The record is from RefSeq and is a predicted model, not a curated record. The transcript is spliced from 5 exons.
UGACUUGUCAUACGUCAGAUGCUUACUCGUCUCUAGUUUGCUCAGACUUGCUGAAUCUUCAUUAAUAGCCAUUUUGAAGAUUUCUGUUGUUUUCUAGAGUAAAUAAGCGUUUAUAAAGUUAUUUCGUUUCAGUGUAAACAGAGACGAAACUGUGGGUGAAUGCGUCAUUUACAACGACACGUUCAGGCUAGCUAGCAAGCAAGUUAGCUGAUUAGCUAGCGGCCAGUGUUUUCUUAUUGAGGAUUUAUAUUGUUUUAUCGGUGGAUUUCUCCUGUAUUUGGUUUUUUUUUAUGCGUUUAGACUUUCUGUUUAUUUUCUGUUUCGAAUAAAUUGUUAAUUAUUGAUCUAUAAAUAUGAAUAUUUUACCGAAGAAGAGCUGGCACGUCCGUAAUAAAGACAACGUCGCGCGAGUGCGCAGAGAUGAGGCGCGCGCGGCGGAGGAGGAGCAGGAGAUUCGGAGGCGCGCGGAGCGGGCAGAGCAAGAGGCUCGUACAGAGUAUCUGAGGAGAAAAUCCCGUGUGGCACUCGAGCAGAAAGGAGAAACAAGGGACGAGGAAGAGAAGAGUGAAGCGACGGAAGAGCAUCUGAACCUGUUUCCUCUGGAGGAUUCUGCAGAGAAAAGGGGAAACACUGAGUAUGAGCGAGAGAAGAAAGAGGAGAAGGAGAAACAUGAGCGUGCCAUUGGUCUGCUGGUGAAUCUAGGCCCCACGCCCGGAACCGAUGCCACACCCUGGUACCUCAAAGAGAGAGAAAGAGACAGCGUGAGAGAGGAGGAGAAAAAGAGACAGGAGAAGAGAAAAAGGAGUAUUACUGAGGAGGAGAGAGACAAGAAGGACACCAAGUUAAAGGAUCGUCUGGAUCCAUUAAAAGAGAUGAAGAAAGCUCUGGCAGUGAAGGACAGGAAGGAGAAAAAACACAAGAAGAAGGAGAGAAGAGACAAAGGAGAGAGGAGUUCAGGGAGUUGCAUAGAACAGUUGCGGGCUGAGCGAUUACAGAGGGAGGUGGAGGAGAGGAAGCGUGCUCAGGCUCUGCUGGCUGAGAAGAAGGGAGUGGAUGGAGAGAGGGAUUGCCAGAAACAGACCGAUGAUAGAGACCGACCUUACAACAGCGCUUUCUUUCCUGAACUGGCUCGAAAGAGACAGAGGAGAGACAAGGAUCAGUACAGUUUCCUGUAGUCCGUCACUCAGUCAUCACACUCACCACUGUAAUUCACUACAACAGUGUAUUAUAAACACUGUUACAGAGGGAAAAAAGUCUGACUGAAACUACACCUGAACCUACAACUGAACAUCCUCAGACUUUUUUCGGUAAAUUGCAGGAACUAUGGAGGAACUGGAACUCACUUCAAUAUAGUCUGUCCAUCUACUUUUCCCUCGUCUUUACCAUACGCUAUACUUUGAACACAUACACUGUACACACACUGACAUGUGUUUACUCUGAGGUUUACAUUAAAACAGGUUAAUGAAAGCAGAGAUUUUACACCACUGGGCUUGUGUAUCGGUGUGUUCUUAAAAGAUUGCCUUGUUAUUUUUUUUUAAUUCAUUUUACCAUUGAAAUUCUAUUGAAUUUUGUGUCCACUGAAAAGUACAAAAUCUUGUGUAUGUGUGUACGGUAUAUGUGUGUAUAUAUGGGAGUGUGUGUUUGGAUGUCUGGUUUUGUGGUCACAGUAAGAUUAGUGUUGACUGAUGUUAACAACUGUAGCACUAUUUCUGACGUUCUGACGUUGCAACAAUAACCAGAGAAAUUUGUGAUUGUGGCUCAGGAUUGGUGCAGCAGAACCGCGUUUGUCAUAUUAUCCAUAUACUGCAAGUCAUCUGUGGCCUUCUGCUCUCCUAACCAGUCAUGCUAGCCAGGGUCAGGCAUGUGGAGGCAGACAGCAGCACCUCCUCCAGACACAUUGAUUUCAGUGCAGUUUUGAUGCAUUGUUUAUAUUUUUUAUUUGCUCAUUAUUUUUGAAUAUCAUGUAAUUUUAAUUUACUGAAUAAGUGUUGGAACUUUUCAUUUAUUCAGUUAUAAUUAUUAUUACCGAACAAAAACUAUUUUAAAAGUCUUGGUUCCCAUGCAGCAGCACAUUUUGAUUCUUGUUUUAGUAACCUUUUCAAUGUUAGAUUGUUUAUAUUAAGUGUCUUUUUUUGUGGUCUAUUUUAAUGCUAGACCAUACGGUACACUGUAUGGCCGAAAGUAUGUGGACACCUGACUGUUAGCUUGGAGGACAUCACAUUUCAAAACCAUGGUCAUUAACAUGUUAGAAAAGUUUUCUUUUGCUCUCCAUGCUGAAUAAUGGUGUGGCACAGCUGGUGGAGAAGGUGCCACACAGCAACAUACAAUAUGACCAAAAUAUUAAUUUCAGAUGCUAACAAGUGAAUUACAUCAAUUAUGUCAAAUACGCUUUCAAUUUUGUAGCAACAGUUUACGGUAGGCUUUGAAAGUUUGAAAACUUUAAUGUUCUGUCUUGCUUCGGGUGGCACAGUGGCUCGGUAGGUAGCAAUGUUGUCUCACAGCAAGAAGGUCAUGGGUUCGAUCCCCAAGUGGGGUGGUCCAGGUUCUUUCUGUGUGGAGUUUUCAUGUUCUCCCCAUGUCUGUGUGGGUUUCCUCUGGGUGCUCCGGUUUCCUCCCACAGUCCAAAGACUUGCAAGUGAGGUGAAUUGGAGAUACAAAAUUGUCAAUGAAACUUGUGUUUCUGUCAUGAAUGUAACAAAAGUGUAAAACAUGAUGUUAAAAUCCUAAUAAAUACAAUUCUGGAUUAGA